UCAUGGCCAAGAUGGCGGCCUCCAUGGUGGAGAGCGGAGAAGAUGCGUUCAGAAAAAUGUUUAAGUUUUACAAGAGAAGAAACCCUCCUCCUGAUUUAAGCGCUGUCAUAGACUUCUCCAGAGGGGUACCGAGUGACAAGAUAGCUCCUGUUGAUUUAGACUCUGCAGCAGUGAGUGACGUCGAUGCUGCCAGGGUUGGAUUACGACCUGUCAGAGACUGGAGAGCCUUCAGCCUGCAGGGCUACCCAGGGUUCAUCUUCAUCUCCAAUCCGUUUCUGUGGGGCUCCCAGUCCUACUGGGUGAGACAAUGUCUGAAGACCUACCCUCAGAAACCGAACAUCUGCAAUCUGGACAUGCACAUGUCUCCUUCAGACACCGAGGACAUCUGGGGAAAGAGUGUACAUGCUCUCAGUUCUCCCACUGGAAAGAGAGAACCAAAGACUCUGCUGGAGAGGCUGCGAUGGGUCACUCUGGGAUAUCACUACAACUGGAAUACGAAGACUUACUCUGCCAACAGCUACACUCCUUUCCCAGCUGACCUCCACUCGCUGUCCCUCCAAGUAACGGCCGCCUGUGGCUUCCCAAGGUUCAACUCAGAGGCUGGAAUUCUAAACUACUACCGAUCGGACUCUUCUCUGGGAAUCCAUGUGGAUGAAUCCGAGCUGGAUCACACUCGACCUCUGCUGUCCUUCAGUUUUGGACAGUCGGCCAUCUUCCUCCUGGGAGGCACCUGCAGACAGGAUCCCCCCACUGCCAUGUACAUGCACAGUGGGGACAUGAUGCUGAUGUCAGGACAAAGCCGCCUUCUUUACCAUGCUGUCCCACGCAUCCUCCCAGCCCCUCAGGGUCACACUACUUUAGCGAUGGAAGGCUGUAGCCUGGCUUCGUCCCUACAGGAGGACGCUGUGAUGGAGCUGGUGUCUGAGGAGGACUGGGCAGUAUGCUCCAGGUACAUCCACAACUCCAGGGUGAACGUGACUGUCAGACAGGUGCUGGGGCCUGGACAGAACUUUCCAGAAACACCCUCUCCUCUCCAAAGGACUGAUACAGACCAGACAGACAGGCCUCAUGACGAAGCAGCAGACCGAGAUCAUGGAAAGAGGAAAAGAAGCAGCAGUGACUCUGUUGAUCCUGUAGAGACAUGAAACACCAGCUGGUGUGUGGUGCUGGUGUGGCUCCUACUUGGAGAUGUGAUGCUGCAGGGGACAUUUAGCAGAGUCUUUCUUUGCAGAGAUAUUCUAGUGUGUAAGGUAUGCUAAAAGCAUACACCCUAAAUGUGUCCAAUGUCUUUGAAGAAGGCAGUAAAACCAAACCGUUAACCCUCAGUGUUGAAGCUGAUAGAGAAUUUUUUGUGGACAUCCCAAAAUUACCAAAACCUUUAUUUUCCUUAAGUCUGACACUUACACCUUAGUUAGGAAAAGUGAGGUAGAGUACCAUUCUUCAAAAUAACCUCCCAAUUAUCAAUUAUGUAAAAAUAGAAAUAAUGCCUCAAAAUAUUAAACAAAAAGAAAAAAGAGAGGUAGCCUAUUCUUCAAUGUUCAGUUAGCCCAUUCUUCAAAAUAAUGUGCCUAAUGGCAAAUGAAAAAAAUAUAGAAGUAAUGCCUCAAGUCAACAGCCCUUUUUUCCUUCUUUUUCCUUUUCUUAUUAGCCACAGAGACAUAAGUCCCAGCUUUGCAGACUGUACAUUCUGCCUCCCAUUUGACACGACCCGGACGAAAACAGGGGUACUUUUUUCGCAUUUCAUCAGUGAGAUGACAUUUGCAUUUCUGGCACCUCUGGUUAAUAUGUGUUAGAAGCCUUAAAAUAAAUUCAAUUUUUAUUGCAGAAGCAUCCUCUCACACUGAAAAUUGGAGAAAAAUGUAUUAUAGGAGAAGAUUAGGUGCUGUUUUGUUGGCAAAAAGGGGUUGUACAAAGUUUUAACGUCAGAGGUGCUAAUAAUUGUGGCACACAUGAUUUGAUGUAAAAGAGUUAUUUCUUAAUGUGGGAUUUUUUUUUCCCUACUGAAUAAAUGCACUUGAAUUAAAGGUUGGAUUUUUCUCGUUUUUUUCAUUGUGGUCCUAUAUUAUUUAGAAAAAAACUGAAUUUAUUAGAAGCUAAAGAACACAUUUUAACCAGGGGUGCCAAUAAUUAUGGGUGCUGUAUAUAUCAAGGCCUGCUUCCACCUCCUGGUCUUUUCUGAACUACGAGGGGACAGACCUGUUUCUUCUGAGGCUGGGUCGCCAUGCUCGGCUACCACAGGAGAAACUUUGCUCAUGGCUGUUCAGAGGUAUAAUGGAGAAGAGAAAGAAUGAUAGGGGUGGAUUUGUGCUCCAGAAUCCUCUCUUUGUGUUUCAAAACACAAACAAAAGAAGCGGUGAUUUGUCCAAGCGGCCAUUUGUUGGGAGAAGAGCAGCAGCUGGAGGUUGUGGAGGGAAAAAACAGCCCACUGCAGCUGGAAACCCCUCCACUCCUGGGCUGGGACGACUGGAUCAUGUGUGACUUUCCCCGGCACUCCCCUCAAUAAACUUGUUUAAGGAUAGUAAGAACCUUUGUGCUGAUUUUAUUAAAGGGAGCUGAAAGAAUCUUUCACUGAACAGCUAACUGUUUGGAAUCACUGAACUGGAAUCAAUCACGUCUUCAUGACAACAAUCAGCACAUCUGGGAUUAAACUGUCAGAACACUUCCAUGUUUGAAGACAUUCAAAAGAAACAAGGAAACAAUGAAAACACUUGUAUGCUAUGUAUUAUUAUGGAUCUUCUGUCCUUUAUCUGGAAAAAAAAGAGUGACAUCAGACCCUGUCAGUUACAGUUUGGCGAAAUAUUAUUAGAAAUUAGCACCACGUUCAGUCAUCACCAAUCAGCCAAACAUCAUCAAAGGUUUGUCCCUUCACCAUUGGCUGCUGUGCAACGCUGUGGAGCAAUGCAUUUUGGGAUUUUUAGCACAAAGUCGAGUGCUGGCAUGGACAUUACUUUCAUUUGAGGAUCUAAGGCCUGGCAGCACCACAUGAGGUGUGGUUAUUAAAUAUAAGACUAAUGCUGGUUGAAGUUACAUGAGCUCAAUCUGGUUACUGAACAGCCACACGUCCAACAGAGGAUAAAUGUACUCAGAAUCUGAAAAUGAAGUAAAUAAAUACAUUUAAAUGGAA
Acanthochromis polyacanthus (spiny chromis) is the source of this 3124-nucleotide messenger RNA. It is a transcript of the gene alkbh1, whose product is annotated as alkB homolog 1, histone H2A dioxygenase. Lineage: Eukaryota; Metazoa; Chordata; Actinopteri; Pomacentridae. Gene Ontology annotation, molecular function: ferrous iron binding; broad specificity oxidative DNA demethylase activity; oxidative RNA demethylase activity. Gene Ontology annotation, biological process: oxidative RNA demethylation. The record is from RefSeq and is a predicted model, not a curated record. The transcript is spliced from 6 exons. Gene Ontology annotation, cellular component: cytoplasm; nucleus. The coding region runs from base 3 to 1145 and encodes 380 amino acids.